Messenger RNA from Synchiropus splendidus (mandarinfish), 12356 nucleotides. RefSeq names its product voltage-dependent T-type calcium channel subunit alpha-1I-like. The record is from RefSeq and is a predicted model, not a curated record. Gene Ontology annotation, biological process: calcium ion import; calcium ion transmembrane transport; positive regulation of calcium ion-dependent exocytosis. The transcript has 38 exons. NCBI's taxonomy places the organism in Eukaryota, Metazoa, Chordata, Actinopteri, Syngnathiformes, Callionymidae. Gene Ontology annotation, molecular function: low voltage-gated calcium channel activity; voltage-gated sodium channel activity. Gene Ontology annotation, cellular component: voltage-gated calcium channel complex; neuron projection; voltage-gated sodium channel complex. Bases 728 to 7486 code for a protein of 2252 amino acids.
CCUCCCACCUGUAUCUUCCAUGUGGAGAGGCGGAGUCUGUCAGUUGGAAUAAGCGCAAACGCGCAUCACUAUGAACCUGAUAAAAACCCGCUCGGAGAUCGGUGUGACGUUUUAAAUAUUAGGGUUUUGACUUCAGUCGCAGCCGGCUGGAGGUAACUCGCCUCAUUAGCGCUGCGCCCUCCUGGAGCGCUUCCCGGGUGCACGUUUGCGCAUCAGACGAACAGGCAGAGUUUGGAAAAUAAGAGAAGUGGAAGGCAGCAGAUCAGGACUGGAUCGUUACGCGCCCGAUGAUGACGAUUGAUUCCGUGGCUAUUCAUCGUUAGGGAGAGUGGACAGUGACCUUCAAUCCGCGGAACCACCGACGCUCUGGCUCUUUGGCCGUGCGUCACGGUGCGUUCACGGAAUCCAUCCUCUCAGCUCCUUGUCAAACAUCUGAAGAGUUAAGGACCGAGGAGCAACACGGACGCACGUGGGUUCCGGCAAACUGCGAAGGCGAUUUCUGGGUGCUGGCAUUCAUUCCGCUGCGCACAUUUUGGGGGGCAAAAUCCGUGAAGGUGCAGAAUACAAACUGGACAGGAAUAUCAUAUUUUGGGUGGCCGGGAUAUUGACCCUCACUGGAGUUAAAGAGACUGCCAUUUGGACAAAGUGGACCCCUAAUUUAUGAAGGAUUAAUAGGGUUUUAGAGUGCGCAUUCUUCGUGGAUGUCUGAAAAGACACUUGCGUUGCCAUGACGAGCGAAGAGGAGGAGGGCCCUGGUGUAGCAGCGUCGUCAUCGAUCACGCAGUCCACCGUCGACAGAGUGACCGUCGUGAGAAGGGACAGCGAUGACAUCAUCACCUGCUCCUCCCCCUGUCGGCUCCCCACGCACACGGAGGAAAAGAAGGAGAAAAGAGGCGUGGAAAGGAUAAGUGAGGAGCACAGGCUGGAGAGUGGGGAGGAGGACGACAUUGUGGAGUGCGAGGAAGAUGAUGAUGAUGAUGAUGAUGAUCAUGACGGCAGCAGCAACACCAGUGUCUUCAUUGUCCCGUACCCAGAGCUCAUUCCUGUGGUCUUCUUCUGCCUGAAGCAGACCACCUUCCCCCGGAGCUGGUGCAUCCGCAUGGUCUCCAGUCCGUGGUUUGAGCGCGUGAGCAUGAUGGUGAUCUUGUUGAACUGCGUGACCCUGGGAAUGUACCAGCCGUGUCAGAACAUCGACUGCAGCUCAGACCGAUGCCAAAUUCUGCAGGCUUUUGAUGCUUUCAUUUACAUCUUCUUCGCCUUGGAAAUGGUCAUCAAGAUGGUGGCGCUGGGAAUCUUCGGCCGCCGCUGUUACCUCGGGGACACGUGGAAUCGCCUUGACUUCUUCAUCGUCAUGGCAGGAAUGGUGGAAUACUCACUGGACCUUCAGAACCUCAACUUCACAGCCAUCAGGACGGUGAGGGUCCUGCGACCUCUAAAAGCAAUCAACCGGGUCCCAAGUAUGAGGAUACUUGUAAACCUGCUGCUGGACACGCUGCCGAUGCUGGGAAAUGUCCUUCUCCUGUGUUUCUUCGUCUUCUUCAUCUUUGGCAUCAUCGGCGUGCAGUUGUGGGCGGGCCUUCUACGAAACCGCUGCUACCCAGAGGAGAACUUCACGCUAACAUCAGGGAUCAGCUUGCCCCGGCCCUACUACAUGGCCGACGAGGAUGACGAGAGGCCGUUCAUCUGCUCCCUGCCCGUCGACAACGGCAUCAUGUCGUGCGCCGACGUCCCGGCGCGACGUGAAGGAGGACGGACGUGCUGCCUGGACAAAGACGACGCCCUGUACCGCCAGUCACUGGGUCUGAGUCCGGAGCCCCUGGCCAACGGUAGCUUCAGCGUGGCAGGACUGUGCGUGAACUGGAAUCAGUAUUAUACCAGGUGUCACACGGGAUACCGAAACCCUCAUAAGGGGGCCAUCAACUUCGACAACAUUGCCUACGCAUGGAUUGUCAUAUUCCAGGUCAUCACACUGGAGGGUUGGGUGGAGAUCAUGUACUACGUGAUGGACGCUCAUUCUUUCUACAACUUCAUCUACUUCAUCCUGCUAAUUAUCGUGGGUUCCUUCUUCAUGAUUAAUCUCUGCCUGGUCGUCAUCGCCACUCAGUUUUCCGAGACCAAGCAGCGGGAGCAUCAGCUGAUGCAAGAACAGCGAGCGCAGCGCUCAUCCUCCUCCACUCUGGCUAGCGAACCGGGAGACUGCUACGAAGAGCUGUUCCAGCUGGUGUGCCACUUUAUCCGGAAGGCCAAGAGACAGACUGCUAAUUUCUUUAACGCCCUCCGGGGGAAGCCACGUGGUUUCCGCGGCGUCGGGAGAGGCCGAAGAGGCGACAACAGAGAGAGACGGACCAAUGGAAGAGGGGGAGCACCUGAGCGGAGGGCCGUACUGAAACACGGCCCACCAUGUCCUCACCAUAACAGACCCGACCAUGCCGAGCCAAUAACACUCACCGCCACCUCUGCCACUGAGGGCUGCCCCCAGUGCGCGGCCGCUGUGUCCCUCGCAGACGGGGCGCUACAUGUCCGUGUUGCCACCGACAAAGCAGAGGAAGGUGCUCUGGAAGAAGGCGACAAAGAGCAUGUCAAAGACGCCGGUAAAGAGAAGGAGAGGAGGGGGCAGGAGGACGCCGAGACCCAGGAACGACCCAAGCGCAACUGCAGGAUGAUGUGUUACCAAAUGAGGCUAAAGCUGUGGGGUAUUGUGGAGAGCAAGUACUUCAACCGAGGAAUCAUGAUUGCCAUCCUGAUAAAUACCAUCAGCAUGGGUAUUGAGCAUCAUGAGCAGCCAGAGGAACUCACUAAUGUUCUGGAGAUCUGCAACAUCGUCUUCACCAGCAUGUUUUCCCUGGAGAUGAUUCUGAAAAUCACUGCAUUCGGCUCCUUUAACUACCUGAGGAACCCCUACAACGUCUUUGAUGGAGUCAUCGUCAUUAUAAGUGUGUGUGAGAUCGUGGGCCAGUCUGAUGGAGGGCUGUCGGUUCUGAGAACCUUCCGGCUGCUGAGGGUCCUGAAGCUCGUGAGGUUUAUGCCGGCGCUUCGGCGACAGUUGGUGGUCCUCAUGAAGACCAUGGACAACGUGGCAACUUUCUGCAUGCUGCUCAUGCUCUUCAUCUUCAUCUUCAGCAUCCUGGGAAUGCACAUCUUCGGGUGCAAGUUCAGUCUGAAGACAGACACGGGAGAUACAGUGCCAGACAGGAAGAACUUUGACUCUCUCCUUUGGGCAAUCGUCACGGUUUUCCAGAUUCUGACCCAGGAGGACUGGAACGUGGUUCUGUACAACGGCAUGGCGGCCACCUCCCCACUCGCUGCGCUGUACUUCGUGGCCCUCAUGACCUUUGGAAACUACGUGCUCUUCAACCUGCUGGUGGCCAUUUUGGUCGAAGGGUUUCAGGCUGAGGGCGAUGCCAACCGAUCCUAUUCAGAUGACGAUCAGUCCUCCUCCAACUUCGACGAGAGCGAGAAACACGAUUCCAUCAAACUGUCUGACCCCCGGAUUUGUACCCUGACUCCGAAUGGUCACCUCGAACUGGGCCUCUCUGGAUCCAGGGCGUCCUACUCUUCAGACAAGCGCAGCUUCACAGUGGAGUCACAGAAAAGCAGCAUGAUGAGCUUGGGCAAGAGCAGCCUGGAGAGACGCUCCCUGUCACUGCGCCGUUACCGCACUUCCAACUAUCACAACUGGGGGCGUCCUUUUCAUCCGCAGUCUGUGUGGAGUCGCAGGUCCAGUUCCUACAGUUUGGGCCGGAGGAGCUACGGUUUUGGCGGCGCUCCGCUGGUGGGAGGCAGCCUCCGUGUUCACAGCACUGCCUCCCCGUACGCCUGCACCUAUACUGCCGAGCAAGAGACCCUCCUUUCCCACAAGCCUCACCCCCUCCACCCUCUCCCCCCUCAUCACCCACCGCCGGCCGCACGCUUCCUCUCCAGGCAAUAUGGCGCGCGGAGGGAUCGAAGGGCUCUUUCACUGGAUCUCCCUGAACUUUUUCAAGCUGGUGGGCAGCUGCAGCAAAACAGCCAAAACACGGAGCGGUGGACCGGAUCGGGGGCCGGCGGAUCGAUCAACGGCGGUUCUAUUCAUGGCAGUGGCUUCGGGGUGGACCACAGAGAUUGCAACGGCAAGGCUCCUGGUCCUCACAUCCAGCUGAUGAAAGAGGUCUACCCACAAGUCAAUGCCCGCAAGGACAGAGCAGAUCUGGACGAGGAGACCGAUUAUAGCCUGUGCUUCCGUGUCCAGAAGAUGUUUGAGGUGUACAAACCUGACUGGUGUGAGUCCAGGGAAGAGUGGUCUGUCUACUUGUUCUCACCUCAAAACAGGUUCCGACUCCUCUGUCAGUCCAUUAUCGCUCACAAGCUUUUCGACUACGUCGUCCUGGCUUUCAUCUUCCUCAACUGCAUCACAGUGGCACUAGAGAGACCCAAAAUCCUUCAAGGCAGCCUGGAGAGGCUGUUUCUCACCAUUUCUAACUACAUCUUCACAGCCAUCUUUGUCGCAGAGAUGACUGUCAAGGUGGUGUCCAUGGGUUUGUAUUUGGGAGAAACAGCCUAUCUAAGGAGCAGCUGGAACAUCCUGGAUGGUUUCCUGGUUUUUGUGUCUCUCAUUGACAUUGUGGUGUCCAUGGCGGGCGGAGCCAAGAUCCUGGGGGUGCUGAGAGUUCUGAGAUUGCUCCGGACGCUUCGACCGCUGAGGGUAAUCAGCAGAGCUCCGGGGUUGAAGUUGGUCGUGGAGACGCUCAUCACGUCUCUCAAGCCCAUCGGUAACAUCGUCCUCAUCUGCUGCGCCUUCUUCAUCAUCUUCGGGAUCCUUGGCGUCCAGCUGUUCAAAGGCAAGUUCUACUACUGUGUGGGCUUCGACGUGAAGAACAUCACCAACAAGUCCGACUGUCUGGCGGCCCACUACCGAUGGGUUCAUCACAAGUACAACUUUGACAACCUGGGUCAGGCGCUCAUGUCGCUGUUCGUGCUGGCCUCCAAGGACGGCUGGGUGAACAUCAUGUACCACGGCCUGGACGCGGUGGGAAUCGACCAGCAGCCGGUGACCAACAACAACCCCUGGAUGCUGCUCUACUUCAUCUCCUUCCUGCUGAUCGUCAGCUUCUUCGUUCUCAACAUGUUCGUGGGCGUGGUGGUGGAGAACUUCCACAAGUGUCGGCAGCACCAGGAGGUGGAGGAGGCCAGGCGGCGGGAGGAGAAGCGCCAGCGCCGCAUGGAGAAGAAGAGGCGGAAGGCUCAGAAAAUGCCUUACUACGCGUCCUACGGCCCGGCGCGCCUGGCCAUCCACGCUCUGUGCACCAGCCACUACCUGGACCUGGUCAUCACCUUCAUCAUCUGCAUCAACGUCAUCACCAUGUCUCUGGAGCACUACAGUCAGCCGCAGUCUCUGGAGACGGCUCUCAAGUACUGCAACUACUUCUUCACCUCCACCUUCGUGAUCGAAGCCUCUUUGAAGCUGGUGGCUUUCGGCUUCCGGCGGUUCUUCAAGGACAGGUGGAACCAGUUGGACCUGGCGAUCGUGCUGCUGUCAGUGAUGGGCAUCACGCUGGAGGAGAUCGAGAUCAAUGCCUCCCUCCCCAUCAACCCCACCAUCAUCAGGAUCAUGAGAGUGCUCAGGAUCGCCCGAGUGCUGAAGUUGCUGAAAAUGGCGACGGGAAUGCGCGCGCUGCUGGACACGGUGGUUCAAGCUUUGCCUCAGGUGGGAAACCUGGGGCUGCUCUUCAUGCUGCUCUUCUUCAUCUACGCCGCUCUCGGGGUCGAACUUUUCGGAGAGCUGGUCUGCAACGCCGACUUUCCCUGCGAGGGAAUGAGCCGUCACGCUACGUUUGAAAACUUUGGAAUGGCCUUCCUCACCCUUUUCCAGGUUUCCACUGGAGACAACUGGAAUGGAAUCAUGAAGGACACCCUUCGAGAGUGUCCGCCGGGCCGACACGGCAGCGACUACGGCUGCCACGCUGGACUCCAGUUCAUCUCCCCCAUGUACUUUGUCUCCUUCGUGCUGACCGCCCAGUUUGUGCUCAUCAACGUGGUGGUGGCGGUUCUCAUGAAGCAUCUGGACGAUUCCAACAAGGAGGCGCAGGAGGACGCCGAGAUGGACGCGGAGAUCGAAAUGGAGCUGGCUCAGGGAGGCCUCUGCUGCAUGAUGGGCGGCAUCGGGAGCAUCGCCGGAGCUACCGCCGGUGCUGCCAGCGGCGCCAGCAUCGGCAUCGGAGCUGCUGCGGCGGGGGCCAUCGGGGGUUCAAGUGGUGGGGUGAUGGCGCUGCAAAAAGAGGCCGGCGGCGGCGGUGGUGUGGCGGCGGCGGAGGAGCAAGCUCAUCACAGAUGUCGACUCUAUUCUCCCGCUCAGGAGAGCCAGUGGCUGGACAGUGUGUCGCUUCUGAUAAAAGACUCCCUGGAGGGCGACAUGAUUGACAACCUCUCCGGUUCAGUUUUCCAUCACUACUCUUCUCCUCCUGUCUGCAAGGACUGUAAGGGGCAUCCUCAAGAAAAGAUCCGACUCGCCGAGGUGGAGCAGGCAUCACUGAUGUCCGAGCAGCUGUCCGACAAGUCGUUGUCUCCGGAGCUUCCGGAUGACCUCAGUCUGGAUGAUCGCAGCAGCUACCAACUGUUGGUGAGAGGCAGUCAGACGGGCAGCAGUGACUCCCAGAGUUUGGAGGAGCUGCCCACCCAGAGGGCCAUUCAUCUCUCCGCUGAUGAAGGUGAGGAGGAUGCUCAGGAGCUGAUGGAGGUGCAGCCUCAGAAGGAGUCUCCUUCGAUGGAGCGGCAAAACCCAGCGCAAUGCAAAGACGGCGAGGCCUCAAGUUGCAGCGGCGUUGGACGGCUUCACCUUCACCCCACAGUCACUGCCCUCCAACAGACUGGUGCUGGGGCUGGAGUAAGAGAGCCCUCCAGACAGACCAGUCCAACGUCCUGGACUUCUCUCUGCUUAUCUGAAGCCAACAGCAGACUCUGUCAGCAGCCCUCUGCGAGCGACUCGUCUUUGGCCUCCUCCGAUGGAAGCGUGCGGACCACCAUGGAAGAGGGCUUGAGCAUCUCCCCUACUUGUGACCUCAACUCCCCGUUGCCUCCUCUGGUUAAGCAACGCAGCGCUACAUUCGACCUCCGAGCCAGGAGAGGGCACCAGAGAAGCCACAGCAGCUGCGGUGCCAGUCCUGGCUGCCCUCGGCGGCACCCCGCCGAUGCUUCUGCGGACAACGCCGUCACAGGAACCGUGGCCGACGGCUGUUGUCACGCCUUACACAGUGAACAUUUCAACAGCCUCUCUCUGACGUCGCUGCUGUCGCCUGCCUCCCCUCCGCCGAUCAAGAAGUGCAACAGCACAGGCUCUUUAGGCCACACAAAAGCAUCAGCCAGGAAUAAUGAGCUUCGAGGAGUAGAUGCUAAAGUUUGCUUGUCUAAUCCUCGGCGAGUGGGUGGCGGAGAGAGGGACAAUGGCGUUACAGGAUUAAGCACAAAAAACGGCAGCCAGUCCAAAGACCCAAGCUACAAGAGAAACAGAUGAAACGCUUUGCUGCUUUGACUCGCCGAAACUCCUCAUUCGGGGCUAAAUAGAAGACACUGUUUAAAAGGUCUCUCAGCCAUUCACUGGGGAUUGGCUGCUUGAGACGCAUCUCGUGGGACGGCCGCCGUCUCACUUGUCCCGACGUCCAUGGUCGAUCUGAUGAGGAGAUGUUUCGUGGAUACGAAUGAAAGGUUGAGCCUUUUAGCAUCGUGGGAACUCGGCUUCAGAUGAUGUAGCUUCCUCGGGUGGUGAAUUCGAGCCAUUUUGAAACACAGAAGAGCCAUGACAGGGACGGGACGAAGAUCAGACUUGAACCACGCUGAAGGAAAUUUUCAAGAAAUAGCCCCCGCUCCCCCCCCGCCAUUAACUUCAUGCAACUCUGUUCUGGGGAAUGAUCGGAUUGGACUCUGUACAGCGCUUUUUUUUUUCGCAACUGAAAGUAGCAUUAAUCCUCUUGCACUUUCGUUUGAGUGGAUUCUGAUGUGAAACUGAAAAGAGUCCUAUUUUGUGAUGCAGUCUGAAUGUAGAAGCCUUUGUCUGCUGUGAAAGUGUGAGGGCCUCAGAGCUGGACAAGUCUGGAAAAAAGGGCCUCCUUAAAUAGAGUAAUGGACUUGUGGCUGCGGCUGCUGAGAGAAUAUGUGUCGUGGAAACACUCCCUACUUUCUUCAGUGGCCUCCAUUUUUGUUCCUUAAGAUUUUGGUAAAUAUAGAAAUGACAGCAGACCUGGGUCAAACAAGCCAUUUACCUGAGACUUUUGACUCCUGUGUAGCUCGUCACCUGUCAGUUUAGCCUCCAGAUUGGAGACCAGGUUUUCCUGCUGCUUUUUUUUGAGGGGAUUGUUCUCUGUGAAGUCACCGUUCAUGGCUCCUUGAUGCCCUUCACAUGCCCCUCCUGCAGAUCUUUCUCGAUCUUUCCUGGAGCGAAGAGGAAUUUCUUCUCACCCGCGAUUUCAUCUAUGACCUCACUCUCAUCUUCCUGACCUCGGGCACGGUCGGAUAGACACACCUGAGGUGCCUUUUCUUUUCCUUUCCAAGUGCUUCAAAUCCUUGAGAAAAUGAGACGUGUUUCCUCAGCUCGGUCUGUCAUGCUCUGAUGUCUCUUCCAUGGAGCAGAUUGAAUGGCGAUGACCCUCUAAAGCAUCAUGACUCUUUUGCAGCAGCUAAAGGAGACGUGUUGUUCCUAGUUUUCUUCAACGUCUCUAAACUUAUUUAUUCUGGCUGAUAAAAAGCUUUAAUUUGCCUCCCAGUUAGCAGCUGGUGCACUUAUUCUGUGACCUUCUUGCCCUUUGAAUUCCUCUGACGAAAGAAGGAAAACAUCUCUCUGAGAAACUUUCUUGCCCUCGCGGUUAGUAUUCCACAUGAAUACAAGCGGAUCUCAGGAGCAUGGAAGUGGCCCACCAGAUCCAAUACUGCCUCGAUCGCCCUCCCUGGUCAGACCCUUCAUUGUAUUCAGGAACCACUUGCUGGUAUCUCCAGCCACCAGGUGCCUCUGUCUCCAACAUUCUUUCUUGCAGUUGAACGUAAACCAUCUUGCCUCCCUAACAUGGUCUCCAGUCCUCACCACGUGAGAUGUACUGAGGAAUUAUCGAGGAGAUGUUUCUUCUCACUCCCAAUGAGGACCUGCAUCUCUGACACUUCUCACUCAACGUCUUGUCUUCGUGUCAGAGCUACUGUCUCGACACCAAACAUCAUGGCGGCGUCUCACUUCUCUCCGAGACAGGGGACGUCACUGCUGGGUACACGGUACCAGAGGACACCUUUUCACCAGUCAGGUGUCUCAGGAGUGUGUCAGUCUGGUGCUGCUUGUUUCAGCUGACGGCUCAUUGGUGGAGUUGUGAGUGCUUGAUGGGUCGAAACAAAAACAAAAAAACGGCCCCACCCCGGCCCUCUGAGGACCGGUUUGCCCACCCCCAAAGGAUGUUGACGUAUCAGCCUCAAUUGCAUCAAAUCUUUCCCUUCCAGUUGGUUUGGAUGGAUGUGGGCGGGGCCAUCGUAGGCUGUCAUGACUACUUGUGCUGGUACUUUGACUAUGUAUGACCUUCUGGUGCGAAUGGUGAAGCUCAUGAUCUUAUGAGGUCCUCUACCUUACCUUACAGUGGGCCGCCGCAUGGCACCCAAAAGUCCACUGGUUACUAGUCGAUAUAUGACGCCUAGACGUGUGAGAAUGACCAGGAAACGCCCCCUAAACCUGAACCCUUGUACAAAGUAAAUCCUCCCCUUGUGACCCAACUACAUCACGUUUUAGUUUUAAAGUUUUAAAGGAUUAUUCCAGCGGCGUUUGCCCGACCCAAGAACCCCAGCGUUAGCAAGCUAUUUGGCUCAGGUCUGCUGAUUUGUAGCAAGAUGUUUAGAAGACGAUACAAAAGGAGGAGUUCCAAAUAUGUGUCUUGGUUGUGAGAAACUCUGCACCAACCCUUCAUGUCUAAAUCCCAGUCACGAGAAGCUGGAGCUCAGGUGGACUCUCUCACACACACACACACACACACACACCCAUGACAAGACACUUGCUGAGUGUCCAACACUGUUGAGUGUUUCUGUAGCUGAUAGGGAGAGGAAACUCAUCCUUAUCGUCUCCUCCGUUUUCCUCCCUCCUGACUGCUGCCACUCCCGUUCGAAAUAUGCAAUAUGCCAUAGAAAAUCUAGCGUGUGAGACUCGGUGGAUCGGCAAUAUGGUGUGAGAAGAUUAUAUUUAUACACUCAUGUAUUAGAGUAAGAAUUCUCAGAGAUGGGAAGGUCACGGAGAGGAGGGCGAUGUUACAACACAUGCCAGAGUGUGUUUCCCCGUCUUCAUUUCGUGGUUCAUUUCUUUGCCCUUCUCUCGUCGCCCUGAAUGGCAUGUGAAGUUUUGUUUCCUUAAAUGUCACUCUGGUGUCAUAUAAAUAGGAGAUUGCCUUUGAAACGCUGCUCGCUCCUGAUGUUCUUUCUUCUGCUUAUGUCUAAUGUCUCAUUCUUUUAAAGGUGGCUGUGGGCUGGUCCCAGCCUGGAAAGUCACGGUCACGUUCCAGACAGAUGGACGACCUCCAAAGGUUGCUCCAGGGUGACGGCACGAUGGCGGCUUCUUUCUGAAGGUUCCUACCUGAAACCAAUGCACUUUCAAAGCGGAGGGUUUUCGGACAUAUACGUGACCGAGACUGAGGUUUGAUCUGGGAUUUGUCUUGAUGUUUAGAAGUGAGGUGGAGCCACCAAGGCAGAAUAUGUGUGCGUAAGUGCGAGCGAGGCAGGAGGACCGGUGGAGAUGGUAGAAGCAGAUGGGGUCAGGGUUCAGGCACACAUGGUGAUGGACAGAGGUCAGAACAGAAGGAGACGACGGUCAGCGGGACAGAAGAGCAGCAGCAGCUGAAGUGAAAGGGAAGUGCUGGAAGAGCGCAGUGAGAGCUGCUGUGUGGGCAGAAUGUGGGAGAAAUUACUUCUGAUGGGAAUGUAAUAAGAUCCCCGGGAAAUGUUGACAAUGGGUGGAGGAACCGUUCGAGAUUCCCAUCUAGAUGUUAUUUCCACCUGAGGUCCCCAUUGAGCUCAGUCGAAUAUAUGAUACCUAUGAUAUUUCAAUUGAAAAUUUGCAUUUGGUCCUGGUGGAUCAAAUAUCACAUGUAGAUCAGCUGACAGUCCAUUAGACAUCCUGUUAAUAUGUCGCGUAGCAGUGGUCCUGCGCUUAGCCUUUUACUCCCAGGUGACUGAGCUUCCCGCCACUUUCCUCAGGUGGAGUCCAGACACCUGGAGUCAUAGCGACUCUAUGGAUUCUGUUCAUUCAGUCAGUAGCCACAGAUCACUGGUGAGAAUAGGAACUUAAACUUGAACCGGGAGCUUCAUCUUCUUCUCCCAAGAGCCUGAAGACGCCACCCGUCAAGCUCGUACUCCAUCACCCCGUCGAGACACGGCGACACCUGCACCAGAUUCCACCUUCGAAUGGCUUACCAAAUGUAUUUUGGAAUCGGUGGUGGUUGAAAGAGCUUGAUAUGGAGGUUCCUCCCCUGCAGCGGUGAUAUUUCUAGCAGCCAAGAAGGCAGUUUUAAGGUGUGCAUUCUACACACUCUCCUACUCAAAAUAUUUGACUAUUAAUUCAGUAAAUAAGUAAAAAUGAGCCACAAUGAAUGGAACAAAUGUCCUGUCUGACUUCAUACAGGAACGAUACAUAAUGACACACCCAACUGAGUUCUGCCUCUGUUGUAAUACAUGUAUUAUAUUCUAGAAUUCAAACUCUUUUGAGGGAACAAACAUGUGAAACGUAUGCCCCUAAAGCGAUUUACUGAACUUAACUUUUUUUUUUUAAUACCUCCAUGAAAGGAACGUGAGCUAGCAUCACUUCAUGAGACAAACGUGAACGUGCACAUACUUUCCCACCGGCGCUCGCUGUUCUUCAUUAGUCGGCCGUGUCAACUCUCGCUCACCCGCCGCUCGGCCGAUGCCCAACUGUCACUAGAUCCUAAUUGCAAACAAGGAACUGUUCAGUCAGAUUUUAGCGGCAAUGAAGGUCGCAGACUUGGGGAACUAACUGCUCCCAGUCAAAUGAUAAAUGUCACUUGAUGUUCUACUCUGCUAUGGUAAAUAUUCCUGGCACGGAACGGUAAUGGAGCUGUAAUAACUGCUGAGGCACUUCUCAUUCGGUGGACGCUUUGUCCUCGGAUCGAAUAUGAUCCGUUGUUUUUGAGACAAAAACACUUUUAUUUCCAUUGAAUUCAACAAUUUUUCUGUCAUCAGUUGGAGAUUUAUCAACUUCCGAUACUAUUACACACUGUGGUAAUACUGAUAUAACAUCAAGAUUCCAUUUAAAAAAAAUUUUUUUUUUCUUAUGCUACUUUUAGAUCCACCAUUUGUACUUUUGGUAUCGAGGACCGUCUCGCUCAUGACCACUGGGAGGUGCUGGUCUUUGGACC